Messenger RNA from Colossoma macropomum (tambaqui), 4744 nucleotides. RefSeq names its product sema domain, immunoglobulin domain (Ig), transmembrane domain (TM) and short cytoplasmic domain, (semaphorin) 4C (gene sema4c). The transcript is spliced from 17 exons. The coding region runs from base 602 to 3184 and encodes 860 amino acids. Gene Ontology annotation, molecular function: semaphorin receptor binding; chemorepellent activity. NCBI's taxonomy places the organism in Eukaryota, Metazoa, Chordata, Actinopteri, Characiformes, Serrasalmidae. Gene Ontology annotation, biological process: neural crest cell migration; negative chemotaxis; semaphorin-plexin signaling pathway. The record is from RefSeq and is a predicted model, not a curated record.
CCGUUUUUUUUCUCGCCGUUUGGAGCGCAGAGCGUGCGGAGGAGCACAGGCAGCAGCUGAAGCGUCCCUUCGUUCGCUGCGAUGCGGGAAUAAACACAGAAAUCCGGCCGAAGAGCGCAGUAACAGCGGCGGUCAGCGGGAAGAAACUCUGUCGUUUUCAGCCCAGUGUUUUGUUGCGGACGAAAUAAAGGCUGUUUGGCGUGGAGGAGCGGUGCCUGCGUCAGGGCUGACGGAGGCAGUUCCCCAACAUCUGGAGUCUCCAACGGUCCUUUGUCCAGUCAAGACCAGUGCUGAGGCACUAGAACUACCAGUUGUCGACUCAGAAGCACCCAGGAUUACAAGUGGGCCAGCUAGAGCCAUCACUGUCCAUCCAGAUCUACUAGUUGACCAGUCAGAAGCAUUACUGUCCAGUCUCCCAAUCAUAACCAUCUUUACUCAUCCAGACCUAUCAUUCCUCCAGUCAGAGCCAACUGGUAGAACCAUCACCGUCUGCCCAAGAUUCAUUUGUCCAGGCAGAAGUACCAGUCGUCCAAUCAGAAUCGUUGCUGUGUAGUUGAAGCUGGUCGUUAUCCAAUCAGAAACGGAAGAGAGAUCUGGAGAAAUGGGUGGGGCCAAAGUCCUACUCGUGAUGUUUGUGAUCGGCCUAGAAAGUGGAAUGUGUGUCAACUGGAAUCCAGUCCCACGGAAGACGGUCCGACAUAAUGAAGUGAUCGACAGCAUGGCACGGUUCCGUGCGGUCGGCGUGUGGAACUACACCAUGUUGACCCUGUCAGAACAUGAGAGGGUUCUGUAUGUCGGAGCCAGAGAAACCCUGUUUGCGUUGGACCCCAAUGACAUCAGCAGACAGCUCAGACCCCAGAUUGACUGGCCGGCCCCUGUGGAGAAGAAGAGAGAGUGUGCAGCGAAGGGGAAAAACAACCAGACGGAGUGCUUCAACUACAUCCGUUUCCUGCAGACUUAUGAUCGGACUCAUCUGUACACGUGUGGGACGUAUGCCUUCCAGCCUAAAUGCACCUACAUUAAUUCAGAUCAUUUCACUCUGAACAGCACCGCCCUGGAGGACGGGAAAGGAAAGUGCCCCUAUGACCCUGCCAAGGGGCACACUGGUCUCAUCGUGGAUAAGGAGUUGUACUCUGCCACCCUGAAUAACUUCCUGGGCAACGAGCCGGUCAUCCUGCGCAAUCUUGGACAGCAGCACUACAGCAUGAAGAGCGAAUACCUACCAGCCUGGCUCAACGAGCCGAACUUCGUGGGCUCUGCGCUGGUGAGGGAGAGCAGGAACAGCCGUGAAGGAGACGAUGAUAAGAUUUACUUCUUCUUCAGUGAGAGAGCCGUGGAGCUGGACUGUGACACAGACCUGACUGUAGCUCGAGUAGCACGAGUGUGCAAGGGUGAUUUGGGGGGCACUCGGACGCUGCAGAAGAAGUGGACCACCUUCCAGAAAGCUCGAUUAGUCUGUUCCAUCCCGGAGCGCCACAUUACCUUCAAUAACCUGCGGGCCGUCUUCACUCUGCCUGCUGCUGACUGGAGGAGCACCGUGUUCUACGGGGUUUUCCACGCCCAAUGGGGGGACGUGGAUGUGUCCGCUGUGUGUCAGUACCAGAUAGCGGAGGUGAAGAGUGUGUUCGAGGGCCCAUAUAAGGAGUACCGAGAGUCAUCUCAGAGAUGGGGGCGAUACACGGGCACCGUGCCCAGCCCCCGUCCCGGAGCGUGCAUCACGAACUUUGACCGUGAGAACGGCUAUAACAGCUCGCUGCAGCUGCCCGAUGCCACGCUGAACUUCGCGAAGAAACACCCUCUGAUGGAGACGAGGGCAGAAUCGCGCCCCCUGCUGCUCACUAAGGGAAUUAACUUCACCCGGCUGGCGGUGGACCGAGUCAGCGCACUAGACCAGAGAGCCUACAGCAUGCUGUUCAUUGGAACAGCGGAUGGCUGGCUGCAGCGAGUGGUCAUCCUGGGGUCAGAAGCUCACGUGAUCGAGGAGAUCCAGCUGUUUGAUUCGCCGCAGCCGGUGGACAGCCUGACCAUUUCACACAGCAAGAAGUAUUUAUAUAUAGGCUCUCGGUCAGAGGUUCUGCAGUUGCCCUUGGCUAACUGUAGUCGGUAUCAGUCCCAGCCAGACUGCCUGCUGUCCAGAGAUCCGUACUGCGCCUGGGACAGCGAGGGACGCGCCUGCGUACGGAUCGACCUCCACCGCGGGUCCAUGUCCACACUCACUCAGGACCUCAUGCUGGAGAGGUUUAAAGCCAAAGCCAAGUUUGAAAAGCCAGUCUCCAUCCCCAGCCCUGAGCAUUCCAGGCUGAGGAACGUCACCGUGGUUGUGGGUUCGGAUCUGGUCCUGCCCUGCCAGCUCGUGUCUAACCUGGCUCAGCCGUCCUGGGUGCUGAAUGACCGGGAGCUGACCCUGUCUCCCGAUAAGGACACCGUGGGGCCCCGCUUUGACCGGGCCCUCCGCGCCCUGGUGGUGCCUCAGGCCGGAGCUCAGCAGGCCGGCCGCUACGUCUGCUUCUCCGAGGAGCAGGGGGUGAAGUUCCAGACUGAGCGCUACCAGGUGGCGGUGGUGGCCAGCGCUCCGGUCUUCAUGGAGGUUCGCGCUCCGGACGCCAGCAUGGGGCUCUUCUGGGUUUUGGUGAUCACUCUGGGCGCGGCCUGCCUGCUGCUGCUCAUCAUCUCCCUCUACCUGCGGAGGAGGCUGAAGCUGGCUCUGGGGAAAGGAGCCGAGAUGAAGCCCCUGGAGAGCACGCUGGUGUACCCCAUCACGCUGCCCAAGGAGCCGCCCACUUUCGUGCCCAGCAAGAUGGCCAACGACGAGGACCGCUUCUGGGAGACCGGCGCCAAUUACUAUUACUCCGACGGAUCUUUAAAAAUCGUGCCAGGCCAUGCCAUGUGCCCGACCGCCAGCACGUCCUCACCCAGCGCCAUCCCGGGCCAGCCUCUGCACUCCCCCAGCCGGCUGAGCCUCACCAACAUCCGCAGCUCGACCUCCAACGGCUACGUCCGGCUCAACUUGAGCGUGGGAGGGGAGGAGAGGGGCAGAGGAACCGGAGGGAUGGCCGGAGGAGGGGGUUUGGGAGUGAACGGCCGAGAGAACGAAUAUUCCAGCCCGUUUAAGGAGGAACUGAGGAGGACCCUGCAGCAGAGGAGCGUGCUGCCCGACGCUAAUCCCGAAGAGUCGAGCGUGUAAAGGUCGCAAAUUGACCCCAAAAUAACCUCACCUACCUCCCUCCUUCACGGAGAAACAUCCUCUCCUUCUCUAUCUUCUCUUUUUCCUCUCUCUUUCGCCAUUCGACCCAUUCUCUCUCUCUGCAGACGCUCCGCUAAAGCUGUGUGCUUUAUUUUUUCGUCUUUUUCAACGCUAGUUUGUUUUUUUGCUAACAGCUAACAGCCACAAGCUUCUUCAAACUUAGCGACUUUAAUUCUAGCAUUCAGUGCAUCUUAACAAAGCUGUUUUUUUACACGUUUUAAACGACAUGACGGCAGGUCCGCACCCGAAGCGGGCCGCUAACUAACACAGGUACAGCUUAGCGACUGGAUAACGGACCCCGACGUAGCUGCCAGUCAAGACUGCGUAUGUAGCGGCGCCGCUAGCCGGCAGGUGGAAGAAUACGCACUCGUUUGUCGACGUGGAACACGGCUUUCUGGGUUUAUUUCACUCUUUCGCGAGCGGAGACGGAGAAAGGUGGGGCGAAGAAAUCGGACAAAUCAGAACUUUUUUGCGCUAGACGACAAUCAUGCUUUUCUCUUGGGCAGCAAACCCGAGGAGGAGAAAGUGUGAAAAACAGAAGAGAGGGGAACAAAAACAACGAAGGGAGCUGUAAACGAAAGAAAGAACAAACUGAUACUAACGCAAGAGAAACAAUCAGACUUUCUACACAGCUCGGUUUAAGAUUUUUUUUUUUUUCUUGUUGUCUUUUUUCUUGCAGAAUGUCUUGAGACUCAAAGCACUAAUAUAUUGUGAUGUUUGUAAUUUAAAGACUUUUAAAGACUCUUCUUUUCUGUAAUAUUCAGACUGAUGAGGACGGAAAUGAUGACGCCUGUUGGCUUUGAGUUGGAAUGUGAAAAGAGAUCGGCUCUGUCCCCAAACCAAACCUUUAUUUCACACCCACUGUGUGUGGAAUAGCUUGGGGGGGGGGGCAUAAACCGUAUAUCAUGACUGUACUGGAUGUUUCUACAAGUGCAUUAUUGUGUGCAUUUGGCUGGGGAUACGAGGACAAAAUGCCAAGUGAAACGAACCCAUAGGCGGAGAAAUCUGUGGGUGUUGGAACUUUCUAGAAUGCACACUGCCUGCUAAGCAUGAAUCGCUUUAAAUGAACUGGAUACCAAACGACUUGGAUGGACACAUCCACAAGGAUUAAAAAAGAGAGACGCCUGAUUGGAUGCUUAAGCAGACCCGAGGGUGGAUUUAUAUAGCAGUAACCAAACAGAGGAUGAUCUGACACAGGGUCUCCGUAUCGCAUCCGAAGCUUCAGGCUGGCUCUUGCCGGACGCGGCAGGAGGACGUUUUCUUAUUUAUACUCGGACAAAGGAAGUGAAGGAGAUGGACGUUGGUCAUUUGUGUAACUCCAGCGCCGGAGAGGUACUACCACGGACAGCGUGGGUGUCUACUUUGUUGCAUGAGGUGCUGCAGAGGCACCGUAGCCCACCUUCUCCACAGUCACCACUGCUGAAACGUUCAACUUCAACAGAUCUCAUUCAUGGUUGAAAGUCUUGAAAGAAACAUUGCGAUUUUUUUUUUUUCUUCUUU